Molecule: messenger RNA, 1266 nt
Organism: Zymoseptoria tritici IPO323
Lineage: Eukaryota; Fungi; Ascomycota; Dothideomycetes; Mycosphaerellales; Mycosphaerellaceae
Exons: 1
Coding region: 1-1266 (421 amino acids)
Source: RefSeq, a predicted model, not a curated record
AUGGUCAGACCAAGCACUUCGCAUUCGUUCGGCACUUCUUCGUCGGGUCUCUCGUCGAUGCAACGAUUUUCGGCUCCUCGCUCCGCUGUCGAGCUCAACGUCGACGAAGCUCUUCGCUUUCGGGCAUUGCCAGAAAAAGUCAAGCGAGCUCACUUCAGCCAUGAAGAGCUUGUGCUGCUCACUGCAAGCUCAGAACGCGUGCUCGGCUUGACCACUACCAACUCCAGCCGUUGUGUGUCGGUGGAAAGCAACCGAAUUACUACCUCGUUCAAUGACUCCAUCCGAGGCAUGACAAUGGAAAAGGAUUGGUCCGAUCGAGAGCUCGAACUUCUUGACGAUAUGAGGUACGAGAGCGAUACUGCCAGCACCGACGACGCCUUUCGCCUGGGUGACUGUAACAAACGCAAGGCAUCCAUCACGCCGCCCGUCGAAUCUGCCGCGCCACCUCCUUUGAUCGCUCCCGAACGACAAACACAACCUCGCGAGAAGUCGUACAGUCGGAGGAUGAUCACGUCGAUGCUGGCUCCCUUACCAUUACCGCCGCCGCGACUCAUGCCGAUCAUGCCACCAGUGCCAGCAAUUCGAAUUUCAGACGACCGUCCAACGUCGCUCACACCGUCCGCGCCAAAGCAUUACACCGAUUCCAAUGCUCGGUCCCAACUCCGCGAAUGCAUCAUGUCGCCCGAGAAGUUUGACGAGGCAUUGGAGUUUGGAUUUCCCAUUCAGGCCACGGGCGCCAAACGUUCCAUGUCCUCCUCCUCAAGGCCCGGGCGAAGUGUCGAGAGUGAAGUGGGCGAGCUUUCACUAUCUGACAGCACUGAUGAUAGCGAAAGCCGUAGUGAGGAAGACGAGGGCGAUAGUGACGACUAUCAUGACGGUCCUGCAACGCCUACUGCCGGUUCAGAAAGUUAUCAGUCGACUUUCGUUCGCCACAACACCUCCAUCGACUCAGGUGUUGCUCUGCCCAUCCACCUCACCGAUUCCCACGACAAUAGCUUUCGCGAUGUCACGCCAACAGCUCCAGUCAAUCGAGAAAUGACGCUGAAGCUCUCCCUCACCCGCUCUGACCUCCGCGCGCCAGAGGAAAUGCUGUACUCUCUCUCUCGCAAAGCUGUGUCGGGCGUUGAGCUGGCUGAGGAUCCACUCGCGCUGAACCCUUUACCGGUCUGCGAGGAUCAUACUGGUGCGAAAGGAGCUUUUGCCGUUUCGGACAAGUCGAAAAAGAUGAGCUUGGGAAAGGUCUGGAAGAGCAUGCUGAGGUAUUGA